UUCAUUACAUUAUUGAUGGGUAAUGUUCUGUCUUUUUAUUCAAUAAAUCAAUUCGUUGUCAUGCUAUUCAGUAUCUGAUGAAUAAGAAACUAAAGCGUUUUAGAAGACUUGCGUUUUACAUGCAACUGUAUUUUGGUCAUGAAACAAUUUCAGGAGUAUGAUUUCAAGUCAUUUUGAAAGAUAAGGGAAUUAAAGACAGUGAAAAAAACUUGGUUCUUUUAUUUGGUCAUAACAAUGGACUCAUUAGUAUCAGACGAUAAUGACAACAUUAUCAGAACACAACCAUUGGAAUAUGAACCCAAUGGUGGACUUGGUUACGAAUUUUUUCGAGCCAUGAAAUUUUAUAAAAGUAAUGUGUCACAGUACAUUGUUGAAACUGGGGAAAAAGACACAUUCAGAGAACUGUUAAAAAGGUGCAUCAGAACCGCACUGAACAUGAAACUGGAAGGUCUGACAGAGAAUGAUCUCGUCUGUUUAUGUUCAUAUAACCAGAAAGACAUCUGUACCCCUUUCAUAGCAUCGAUGUUUCUCGGACUUAAAGUAACUUCACUAGACCCAAGCCUUUCACUAGCCGACACAGCAUAUCUUUUGAAACAAGUAAAACCCACAAUCAUUUUUGUCGUGCCAGAAGCUUUAGACUUGAUCGAAAAUUCCAUCGAACAAGCUGAAAUUACGUGCAAGAUCGUGGUUUUCGGUCCUUCGGACACACACCAACAGUUUGAAGAAUUCCUAAUUCCGAACAGCGAAGAACACGAUUUUCGACCAGUGAUAGUACCACCAGAAGAAACAGCUGUAAUAUUUUUCAGUAGCGGAACCACAGGUCUCCCCAAGGGUAUUUGUCAAAGUCAUUAUGCCCUUCUGGCACAAGCUGUUAACGUAAUAAAUUAUGGUGCUGUAACGUCUGUGAGUUUGUAUUAUUCUUCACUGUACUGGAUAUCUGCUGUUUUGUUUCUGACCGCGACUAUUUUAUCGGGGACGGCUAGAGUCAUAUGCAAAAGUUUUGACCCGACACAGAUUUGGAAAAUACUAGACAAAUAUAAGGUGUCUUUUGCUUUUCUGGCCCCCAGCCAAGCCUCAGAAAUGCUAAAAGUCGGACGACCGGACAACGUUGACACCUCAAGUCUCCUCUGUGUCCUAACAGGCGGUGGUGUUUUUUCCGAAAAACAGUUACUAGCUUUAAGAGAUUUGUUACCAGGAACCUACAUAAGCCAAGGCUAUGGUCAAACUGAAGUCGCUGGUGUGCUAACUUGCUUCAACAUGAACGAUGUGAAAGACACUUUACGACUGCACUACAAGCCCUCUUCAUGCGGGCGCCCCAUUCAUGGCAUUUGGUACAAAAUCGUCGACGUUGAAACUGAACAAAAUCUUGGACCAAACGAACAAGGCGAACUCCGAGUCAAAACCAAAUACGCAAUGAACGGUUAUUACAACCUUGAUUCAUCCGAAAGUUUCGACACAGACGGUUGGCUUAAAACUGGAGAUAUCGUGUAUUACGAUGAAGACCACUGUUUUUAUGUUGUUGACCGGAUUAAAGAAAUGUUGAAGUACAAAUCAUGGCAUAUUGCCCCCGCAAUGUUGGAGGAUAUUCUCAAUAACCACCCAGCCAUUAAACGGUCGGUGGUUAUAGGAAUUCCUGAUGAAGAAGAUGGAGAUCAUCCAAUGGCCGUUGUUAUUUUAAAUCCAGGAAGCGAAAUUACAAGUGAAGAAAUCGAAGCUUACGUCGCUGAACGUGUCCAAGACCGACAAAAACUCCGAGCUGGAGUUAAAUUCGUGACAAGUUUCCCGAUUACACCAUCAGGAAAAAUAAAAAGACGCGAAAUCAAGCAAAUGGUACUGACGGGACAAAUAUAAAAACACAGUUGGGAAAUUGACCAUCAAUUUAUUAUUGCUGAAAACUCGUAACAUUAAAUAAACAUUUAACCGGCACAACAUGCAGAAAUAAUUUUAACAAGAUGUUUCAUCACAGACACGAAAGCUAAGAGUUAUCACAAAUAAAACUGGAGGGUUGUCAAUCAAAACAUUUGUGCUAUUACUUUUUCAGUUACGGCAGUAGAUACAUACCCUGUGAACAUUAAUGUAAUAAAAUAAUUUAAAUCGUG
Messenger RNA from Tribolium castaneum (red flour beetle), 2099 nucleotides. RefSeq lists its product as uncharacterized. NCBI's taxonomy places the organism in Eukaryota, Metazoa, Arthropoda, Insecta, Coleoptera, Tenebrionidae. Bases 235 to 1851 code for a protein of 538 amino acids. The record is from RefSeq and is a predicted model, not a curated record. The transcript has 6 exons. Gene Ontology annotation, biological process: long-chain fatty acid metabolic process; fatty-acyl-CoA biosynthetic process. Gene Ontology annotation, molecular function: long-chain fatty acid-CoA ligase activity.